Messenger RNA from Aspergillus oryzae RIB40, 2436 nucleotides. RefSeq lists its product as uncharacterized. The record is from RefSeq and is a predicted model, not a curated record. Lineage: Eukaryota; Fungi; Ascomycota; Eurotiomycetes; Eurotiales; Aspergillaceae. Bases 1 to 2436 code for a protein of 811 amino acids. The transcript has 7 exons.
AUGGCAACCCCUCACCAAGGCUCGAGUUAUCUUUCAGCUCCUGAGUAUGCUAAGAGUAUCCGCCGCUUAAUGCAACUCAAGUAUCAUGUUCCACACUCAAUACGAGAGGUGCUGAAGCCCAGACAUCCAAGGCUGUUGCAACUAUCCAACCAAUUCAGGUCCAUAUCUGCAGAUAUCAAAAUAUGGACAUUCUUAGAGACUGUCGACUCUACACUCACAGUCGCCGAUUCGGGCACCGUAAGCACAGUGGAAAUGCAUGUCCCAAUCACUUCUAUUCGGUCGGGAGUUCUAGAUCUGGAGCACGAAAAGGUGAUUCCGUUAGCCACGGACCACGUUGGUGUAGCAUCCUUCAAAGGACAAGAACUCACAACGAGAAUAAGCUUCAUUAAAGAGCUCCAGCCAAUCGUCGCCAUGGCUGUACAGCUCUCCAAGCUACCAGAUGCUCCGUUGCGCGUUAGUCGAGAGGUUAUGGUCCAAGUCAAUGGUUUCUUCGAAGACACAGCGCGGGGAGUCAGCGAUGAGACGCCUCUCAAGCUCUGGUCAACGAAAACGCCACUACGAGAGUAUCUGAAAGAGGGGCCUGCAAUUUGUCUCACGGAUCGACUAAAACAGACUGGUAGAAUAUCGUCCGGCUCAAUCGAUGACUCCUCGAUAAGUGACUUUGAUAGCAGACCAUCAUCUGCCGCUAUGGCAGAUACAUCGUUUGCUAUGCGAGAUGGGGUAGUGGCGGAGGCUAGCGCCAUCCAGUCUGAAACAGUUUCAUCAAGACCGUCCAUAAGAAGAACCCGCAGCUUCGUGGCCGCUGCUUCCCCCAGAAUUCACGUUACGGAGGCGGCCGCCGACAGUUAUUUCAAUGUACCACAAGAAGAAGCAACGUCGGAUAUUCAAAGUGAUACUGUUUCCAGUGAAGAUCCAGGGCAUAGAGAUAGCGUGGCUGAUGAUAGAAAAGAGACCACUGCUGGGAGUUCCAGUCCUAGUAACGAGGGACAGCCCAAUGUAUUAGCCAGUUUAUCAUCGAAAUACAGGAAUUUCCUACCUUUACCACCGCCCACAAGGGAGCGACUCCAAGAGGUUCGAGCAGAACUACCUCGGAGAGCUCCUCGAUUUGACAGGCCAGAGCCAGGUAGCGAGAAGCUCUUAUGGAUUCAUGUUCCAUACACCCAUACAGGAUGGGUGCCUCCAGUUCUGUCUAAGGCUUGCAACGACCAGCAGAGGCCAGAGUUCUUCAAACAGUUCAUCAAUGAUAAAAAUUGGUACUCGCAAAUUAUUAGAGCCCGCCAUCUGGAGCCUCAUGCGCGUUUUGUCCGUCCCACAUGUAUCCAUUCCAGGCUGAGCGAUUCUUUGCCAAUAAGCCCACCAGGGGAGCCCCGUGAUCCACAAUUAGCCUUAUACUAUGGGUAUCCAAAUCUGCGAUCCACGAUAGCAAGAGACGACGAUCAGAUGCUAUGGAAGCGGACUAGAAAAGUCGUCGAUCUCAGUCACGAGCUUGGUAGUUCAAUUCCCCUGCAAGAUAAUCCUGACUCUUCCAAGACGUUCGUCGAUGGAAAAGUUCUCAUGGUUGAUCAGCUCUGGCUCUGGAUCGUAGACGAGAAAACCGUCGUUACCUUUUUCCCCAAACAGGAGGCGACGACUGCUGAAGACAAACUAUACGAACAAGCGAACCUUCAUAACAGCAUUUACAACGAGUUGAACGGGGACCUUGCAAGACGCUUUGAAACAGCCGGGGAUCUCGCUGCAUUGAUAGUCUUGCAUGCAGUCACUAUCCUUCUGGACAGGACGCUGGACCAUGAUCUACAGAUACUGCGGAUCUUCGAGGAAUCCAUUAGCAUCCUGACUGAAUCAACCACCAAAUCAUUCAAGCGCUUCCGCACUCGAGGGUUCAUCGCUAGACCAGCUGAUUACAACAGGACACUAGAAGGCAAGACAAUGACCGCAUCAGAGCGUGAUGAAAGAGAUCGUCGAGUAGCCAACCAAAACCGCGAGGAUCUCUCUACACUUCUAGAACUGAGAGACAUAAUAGACGAACUAGGAACCAUAUUGAAACUUCUCGAACAACAAACCGCCACCGUCAAAAUUAUGGCGCAAUAUUUCGAAGACAAAGGAUACGGCAAAGUCUUCAUAGAAUCCGCUCUUUCCCGACUUGAAGACUACCGCACUCAGGUUACAGACAUGCGCGAGAACGCACAUCUAGCACAGAAAGCUGUCGAAAACCUCCCCGACCUCAAGCAAAAGCAAGCAAACGUCGACGAAUCCCGUAUAACCCGCUGGCAGGCAGAAGUAGCCCAAAACCAAUCGCAGUCUGUAAUGGUAUUCACGAUCUUCACUGUCAUGAAAAACGUAGCUUCCUCCCGCUCUCGUUUUUUACCUCCCUAUUCGGCGUCAAUGUCCGCGAAUGGAGCGGCGAAGAAACAAACCCCGACUGGGCCUACAUGCUAG